This is a messenger RNA of Oldenlandia corymbosa var. corymbosa, 429 nucleotides long. The record is from the annotation of a GenBank genome assembly. NCBI's taxonomy places the organism in Eukaryota, Viridiplantae, Streptophyta, Magnoliopsida, Gentianales, Rubiaceae.
AUGGUGGGUGUCUUGUUAUUGGAUUUAAAAAUUGCAAUCGAUGAGGUGCGACUAUUAAGGUACGAUCCCUGGCUAUCAAGAGGGUUUGGGCUGGAGAGCUCAAAACCUGUGAUUGUGGAGCUGGAAAUUCUGUACGUCUUUGUUCGUUCCGUUUACGAGUGUUCCAAAUCUCCGGCAGUUAAAAUGAGUACUAAAAUGGAAUCCCUGUUAAUCCAGAUUGAAGAAUUCUUGAAGGGUUUCAAGCAUAAUGGUUAUACCGACUCUGACGAUGACUGGCUGAAGAUCCCUUCUCUUUACAAUUUUCUCAACCAAGAAAUCGGGCUUUUGAAGGCAAAGAUCGUUGAAACUUGUCAGGCGGACGGAUCAUCUACAUCUCCUAAUUGGUUCUCCCAACCAUUCCAGGCUGCUCUGUUCACCGCCCCUGCCUGA